AUGGCCGUUUCCGUCGAAGAAGCGAUUUUCAACGCACUGCGAGGGCAUCACAACGAGAAAACGAAGCUACCGGCACCGCGCAUUAUAAAGAUUUAUGUUGCAAGUUUGAAGGAAGACUUCAAAGAGGAACGCCGGCUACUGCUGGAGGUGAUUGGACCUGAUUUACAGUCGGUUUACGAUGACCGGCAAAUUGAGGUGGAGAUUGUCGACAUCCAUUUCGGUACCGGCAGCGACAGCACCGUGGUGGAGCUAGAUCCCUAUGUGCUGGACGAUCAUCUCUCGGAAAUUGAAACGUGCCAUCGGGUAUCGAAGAGCGUGUUUUGUAUUGUAUUGUUAGGAUCACGUUUGGGCAAUUUUUUACUGCCAACUAGACUGAGUUCCGAGGUCUUUACCGCACUUGCCCAGCAUUCAACGGCGGCAGAAUGCGAAUGCCUCAGGAAGUGGUACCGGCAGGACACGGCCAACGGAGCAUACCUACUGCAAACACAAUUCAGGGCGAUGGAUCGUCAUGAAUGGAUCACGGAAAACCGGCAGCUGCGAGACAUCCUCGAGAACAAAGUUGACAAGAUUCUAGCGACAUUCCAGGAUGGUGGCGGCGGUGGCGGCGGCGGAGGCGGGGAAGAUUCCGGCGGUGGGCUUUCGCUGUCAGACGGAAUCAAAUUAAUCGAUAGCGAACGGUUUGGUGAUAAUCUGCCACGAUUGAAAACCAGAGCGCUCGAGCUGGAGAUUCAGAAAGCAUUGGCUUGCUCGGCGGAAAACAUGUUCGCCGUCUUUCGCAAAUGGGAAACGAAAGCUGAAAAUGGCUUUCGAGACGAAGAUCGAAUCGAGCAAAUAAAAACGACCCUUUCGGAAGUGCUACCCGAGGACAAUCGAGAAGUGCUAACUGUUCCCUGGACGGCGGAUGGCAAUAUCGACCCGGAUCUGCAAAGUCACGAGGACUACCUGAAUCGAUUCAAAGGCAGGGUCUUCGAGAAGCUGAAAAACACCAUCGAUCAAAGUUUGGCUAAGGAACCCAACGGUGGAAAGGGCCGGAAAAAGACGGUACAGGAAAUAUUCUACGAACAUUCGACCCAUCUGAUGUACUUGAACGAGCACUUGGCAGCAAAAAAAUACAUAUCAUCAAAAGUCCCGGAACGGAUACGGCAGAACGUGCUGUUGAACUAUCGUUCCGGCAGUCGGCAUCCACCAUAUUUCAUUUACGGUGGCCACGGCAGUGGCAAGAGCGUUUUGCUGUCGCACAUCUACACACAGCUAACCGAUUGGUUCGAGCAUGUUAAAGUUCAUCGAGUGAUUCGGUAUGCCUCCGCUACCCCCCGGUCCGCCUACAACUUGGAAUUGCUGAGAGUAAUCUGUCAACAGUUGGCAAUUAUCCUCAACAUACCGGAGGGUUAUUUGCCGAAGGAUGCGUCAUUUGAUCCGCUCUACAUAAAUAAUUGGUUUCAGAACUUACUGAAACACUGUGAGGAUCUGCACAACGAGAUAUUGUUUCUCUUUAUCGAUGACCUGCACAAGCUAAAUCCGCUGGACUGCGACAUCGUGGCCGCCCUGUCGUGGCUUCCAAUCAGUUUACCGUGGAAUGUUUUCCUGGUUGUCUCGACCACUGUGCCAAUAGAAUGCCUCAAGCUUACACCUAUCCAGAAGGAACGGUUCAAGUGCUUAGACUAUUUCUUCGAUCUGUCACUGGAACAGAAUGAAACUUCCGUGCGGAAGGCUGACGGCUGUCAAUCCUUCGAGGAGUACGUGAACAACAUUUUUGAUGCAAUGGAGCACCGCUUCGGAGUCAAGGGGUUCAGCAAACUGGCAAUUUACAUUACGUGCUCGGAGUACGGACUUACCGAGACCGAGUUUCUCGAACUGCUCAUGCCCACCGCCGACUCGGAAGCCCUAAUCGACUCGAACGAGGGUGGCUUUAAUUUUUCCACCUUCCGCACCGUCAGAAACGAGAUGGGGGUGCUUCUGCGGGAAAAACUAAUGUCCGGAAAGUUGCUGAUUGUAUGGCGGCACAGUCUCUGCUCGGAUAUCACCAAAGUGCGCUACAUGACACCGGAAAUCUCCCGGUCGGUACAUUCGGAAAUAGUGAAUCUGUUUUUCCCGCCGGACAGCGAUGAAAGCGACGAGAUUUCCAGCGAGCAGCAAAGCAGAAAAUCCAGUAUUCAAACGCAACAGGACGAUAACGUAACGCAAAUCAUUACGCUAGGGCCAGAUAUUUCCUACAGUAUACGACAUGUGGAGGAAUCGUGGCAUCAUCUAAUUAAAUCCGACGACACGAAAAAGCUCAAAGAGAUUGCCGUAUGCAAUUUCGACUUUCUGCUUGCUGCGGUACAAACUGUGUCAAUUAGCUAUCUGCGAUGUUUAAUCGAGCACGUACGUUGCUACAUUUUGGAUAGAGAUAUAGAACUGGUAUACUACACCAUCCGCAAGUCGAGUGACGUUCUCACUAGGGAUCCGAUGCAGCUGGGAGCGCAGCUGAUAUCUUGGCUGAAAUCAGUGGCAGCUCACGAGGGUCCUCAAGCUCUACUGAGCGUGACCGUUCAAUCAGCCACGGCUUGGUGCGACGGCUACACUGUUCCGCUGUUAGUGCCGCUAACCGGUUGGCUUCCGUCACCGCUGCCAUCGCAGAUUCGUUGCAUGACCGUGCCCGGGCCGGGUCCGGUGCGCUGUAUCGAAGUUUCGCCCUCAAAACAGCACCUAAUCCUUUCACCAAAAGUGGGUGAUCCCCAGCUAUGGCAUAUUAUGAGCAACAGUCUGGUUCACACAUUCCGGGGACACAGCGGUGCGGUGACAUUCAUGAAGGUACAAUCGCAGUAUCUGCUCACAGCCUCGGAGGAUACGUCCGUCAUCGUGUGGGACAUGCAAACACUAACGAUGAAAUUGAGAUUAUGCGAACACAUAGCACCAGUGAUCUGUGUCACAUUAGCACUGAAUAACAAAUACAUUAUCAGCGGCGGGGAUGACUCCAGCAUCAUCGUGGCACUGCUCGAAAGCGGGAAACUGGUUACGAGAAUAAACCACCACCGUGGUCCGGUAACAGGACUUCACGUAGCCAUGCCGAGCGAAGUUUUGGUUACCUCCAGCCACGAUGCCACCGUAUGCCUGUGGUCACUGGAAGAUUUUACUCUGCUGAACUGCAUCCAGUUGGCACAUCCGGUGCAUAAAAUUCAAAUUUCCUGUGAUUCGAUCUUUCUUCUGGCAUAUUGCGACGAUAAUGGACUCUACUUGCGAGCGCUGGCAACGGGAACUGAUUUGCAUGCCUUGAAAGGACACAAGUCGAAGAUUCGGGCCCUCUGCAUCGCCAUGGACAGCCAGCGAGCGAUCGUCGGUUGCGAUGACACUCGCGCCCAGAUCUACGACAUGCAUUCCGGGCGAAUUAUUCGCUCCUUGCCGCCCAAUCCGGGACCCGUUACGGCCGUUUACGUCAUGGAGAAAGAUGACUACCUGGUGACGGCCGGUGGUAACAAAAUAACCUUCUACUCAUUCCGCAACGAGGAUUCCGUCGUUAAUUUCUACCCGAAGAAGAAAAAGACAAUGAAGAAGUUCGCCAAGAGCCGAGCCGCACUGGCGGCAACGUCCAGUCCGGUGGUCUGUUUCGAUAUUUCACGUGACUCCACAAUGGCUGCCGUUGCUUCUAGUCGAUGCAUUCAAAUAUGGCAGCUGAAUACGCCAGAACUGACGGCGAUUCUGGAAGGACAUACUGGAGCGGUCACUUGUGUGACGUUUGCACCCAACUGCGAGUUCGUAGCUUCCGGUUCGGAGGAUAAGACUGUCAAUGUGUGGAGUCUCGCACUGGGGACAGUAGCAGUGAGUUUCAAGGGUCAUAACACAUUCAUAACAACCGUGACGUUCAUGAUGGACUCGAGGCGAAUAAUUUCCGCUGAUCGUGAUAGCUGCCUCUUUGUGUGGAUGGCUGAUUCCGGAACGAUUCUACAAAGUGUCCAAGGUCCCUUCAAAUGUUUAGCUGUCACAAACAACAUGAAGUUCGCGGUUUGUACUAACGGAGACACGAGCUUACGAAUAUGGUCACUUACGAGGGAGGAUGAAAAGUUUACUGUUUCGCAUGCCGCAGAGAUUACUUGCUUUGUGAUUACGGCUGACUCGCUUUAUCUGAUAUCCGGAUCGAAAGAUAUGUCACUCAAAGUGUGGCAGGCAUCGGGAGGAAAACUCGCUCAAGUGUUGGUUGGCCACACGGAUGCCGUUACAUGCGUUGCCGUUUCGGUAACCAACAAAAGUCAGGUUAUUUCAGGCUCGAAAGAUUCCAACCUUAUUAUAUGGGAUAUUCAUACGGGAGAGGAAAUUCACACGUUGGCCGGACAUUUAGCGCCAGUGACGUGCGUUAAAGUGGCAGCGGAUGGAUCCACAGCUGUUUCCGGCAGUGACGAUAAAACAUUAAUUGUUUGGGAAACCAAAAGGGGUCUUGCACUAACGUCACUUCAACUGCACGUUCAAUUUACUCGUUUUGAUAUUAGCCUGGAAUGUUCCAGAAUAGUAGUACAGCUGGUGGACAGCUCGUGUCUUCCUAUAAUAUGCCUGCACAACUCUCCUGCCUCAUAUAUUAAACUUCCUACCUACUCAGCACCGGCGAGAGACGUGGAAGAUUUGCGUCCUGCCGGACCAAAGCGGCCCGCUCGACGGUUACUCAAAAAGGAAGUAUCACUGGACACCUACACCUGGCAGAAGAAGUAUGCACAUCUGACCUCGUCGGUCAUGAUGGCCCAAGUGGACGAAAGAUUAAAGCGGCGCUUCUCGGUGUCCGCCAGUAUGGAGGAGAUAUCGAAAUUGGCCGAGACGAAAACUCUGGAAUCGCAACAGAACCUUGGACCAGAGCAAGCCGCCCUUGCACAGUCGCAACACUUCGAUCAAUUGGAAGCUUUGUGGAACAAACGUUCACCACCGAGACGACGACUGAAUGCAUCGCUUUCUCGUCAGUCAUCACUUGUGGAAGAUCGCAUAGAUUCGUCUGACGAAGAUGAAUUCCUAGAGGAACGUGCAGUAGAUGCAUGGAACUUUUCUAGUGUUUUCCACUCGUCCUUCACCCACUAUCACAACCAAAAUAAACUCCACCAGCCGCAACAUCAACCAGAUCUGCUUCGGGAGGUCUUGCUGCUUAAGAAGCAGGCGUCCGUUCCGGGCCCAACGGUGCCGCAUGACGACGCCGAUAAUGGACGCAAGUUGAAAUUGUCCUCCACCGAGACUGACUUACAGACGUUCUUCGGUCACUGUAGUAGCUUCGGUAGUUUGUACUGCACGGGACGACAGCGAAAGGCACCCCAAUUGAGCCCAGAAUGCGAGAGCAAGGCCUACGUACGGCGUCGUCAGUCGAAAUCGAUCGAAAGCUUGCAAUUUGAUCACGAUGCGCGUCUGAGGCGAAAAUAUCGGUCCUGUCUGAUGCAAUAG
This is a messenger RNA of Sabethes cyaneus, 5391 nucleotides long. Its product is annotated as protein qui-1. The record is from RefSeq and is a predicted model, not a curated record. The transcript has 20 exons. Gene Ontology annotation, molecular function: protein binding. Lineage: Eukaryota; Metazoa; Arthropoda; Insecta; Diptera; Culicidae. The coding region runs from base 1 to 5391 and encodes 1796 amino acids.